UUGUCUAGAUAAACCAAAAAGAAAGACACAGAACAAACCCGGACAAACGCCAGCCUAGGAGGAGUGAGCGACAGAAUGAUCAGUUAAAUAACCUCUGGGGGUAGAGCUGCAGGUUGGCCCAGCACAAUGUGCUUCCCUGCCUCCAGCCUCCUGCAGGAGAAGGAAACUGGAAGGGGAGGGGCGCUGUAGAUCAGCUGUCCAGUUUGAUGUCAUCAGGGAGCAGUAAUGGAGCCAUCAGACUGAACCCAGCCAGAUCUGCUCAGGACACAUCAAAUGAAGAACAAGUAAUAAGUGCAAAUAUAGGAAAUUCCAAGCACACAACCCAAACAGAGCAGGACUUUCAAAUACCCAUCACCAAUAUAGAUGACAUUUUAUCAGAAGUGAGCCUCUGUACUGAUAAAGAUACACACACAACAUCCUCCUACGAAAAACUAUCCAAUGAGUCUGUAUCCUGCUGCUCAAGCCAAAAAGGUGUAACCUUGUCUGACAAAGUUGGCACUCAGGUUCCAAUACCGUCCAGUCCCCUGGACUGUUCCAUCUUGGAUGCAGGAAAUGAAAAAGGUGCCAUCCUCCCUGUGGAGACAACACAGGAAAAGAGCUCUGCUGUCUUCAGUGGGUCAAGUCUGGAAAUUCCUGAUGCUGGUUCUAUAUAUAUGUACCCCAUAGGAGAUAGUGAUUCAAACAGUGACUCCAGCACUGACAGCAGUGAAAUGGUCAAUAAGAUAACUGGCAGCAGUUUUAGUCUUCAUGAGUCGUCUUCAGAUGAGGAAGAAGUGGAGUUUUGUUCCUGUGAUGCCCAACAAUCUGCUGCUGGUGGACACUUUCAUAUAAGCCACUCAUCGAAUGGGUCUUCACCUUUUCAGCCUGCUAGCAGUCAAAAUACAAACCUGGAUCAGACUGUUGAUGUGUUGCAGGUCUUUUUUGAUGUGUCACUGACAAGCAAAGAAAACUCUGUUUCAACAACCCAAUGCUCACAGCUUUCUCAGUUAUCAGGGGUCUUCCCUACAGAGUCUUUUCUACAGAGUCAGUCUUCCAACAGUACAAUACCUGUGUCUUCUAUAGAGGGCCACAUUAAAACCUUUGACAAAGUUAAAGCAUGUGUGGCAUCUAGUUCUGGAAGCCUAAGCAUUUACAGCAGCCCCUCCCCACCAGAUACCUGCAGUGUCACUCAGGGUUCUAAUGCAAAUUUACAUGCAGAUGCCUCACUGACCUCAGAUUGGCUGAAGCAUUUGAAUACACGAACACCCAGUUCACUAACAAUGGAAUCAGAGACCUCAAUUUCAAGCACCAGCAGAUUGCAUACAAGAGUGUCAGCAACAAUUUUAAACAAAGAAAAGGUCCUGGAUUGUAGAGGUAAUUUAAAACCUAAUGCUAGAUCCUUGCUUAAGAAGACCUCUAAGCUAAAACUUCUUGGUAAUUCAGACUGUCCUGUGUGGAGUAGUAACUUAAAACUUCAGGUUGAAACUCAAAUCCAACCAAACACUAGUGCUCCCAAACUGAAGGGCCUAAGCAUUAAGUGUAAGAACAAAUCACCAGAGCAGCCUCUCCAGCCCAGGAGUGAAAGUCCAGUUCCUUCAAACACCAAUGCUUCCAUGAACAGGUCAACAAAAUUACCACCAACGGCAACCAUGUCAAGCCUUUUGAAGACCAACCAGCCUGAUGUGAACAGCGACCUUACUGUGCCCAAAGUAAGUGAAAGAAAGCAAGUUACAGCUGAACAAAGUCCUUCAGGUGGCACAUUACAAACUGUACAGCUGGCCAAGGAGAAGGACAUCGAUUUAGGUUCUACAGCAACCGCCAAAUCACAGGGCUGGUCUCACCUUCCUCCCACGCAGAGAACAUUUAUAGAGGUUCGACUGUCAGCACACAAUGAAACACUUAAUUCAAAAGUCUCCAAACCCAUUCAAAGAGGCACAGAUGGAAGACUAGCACCCAUGCUUUCUCCUGCAAACUCCACAGAUGGCAUGAUCAGUAACACAGUAUUUAAUUCACUGUGUUCUACCAAAGAAGCUCAUUCAACCACAAGUAAUGGUUCAAAACCCAGUACUAUUGUGGAAAGAACUGAGACCCUAAAGUCCAGCACAUCCAGACUGUACAUAAAGACAAUGGAAAGACAAAGCUUCUUGACAGACACUGCCUUGACUGAAGACUACAAUCCCUUCUCUGUCAGACAUAAGAUAAAGUCCUUUGAAAACCUGGCUAAUUUUGACAAGCCUGUGGCUAAAAGCAGUGACAUUCACUCAUAUGCUCUGGCAUAUAGAGCCUCGCUUAACCAAAGGAUUGCUGGUUAUAUGGGCUUGGUUAAUUCUAAGAACUGCCAGGCACAGCAAAGAAGUUUAAGUUCAUAUGUGGAUAAUUUAAUCCCUACCACACCCUGCUCACUUUUUCUUGGUAAAUCUCCAUCUAGCAUUGCACUGAUAAACCUUGAGCUUCCACAGUCAAGGUGUAACACAGCUGCCGUGACUGAGGACAAUCCUGAGGCUGAUAUUCAAAGAGCUUCAGUUGGGAUUACAACACAGACUCCUCAAGAACAACAGAGAAAACAUGACAGACUCCCCAACAGCAGGUUGCGGCAGCUCAGGGCUCUUAGUAUGCCUGAAUUGGAAAAACUAUGUACAGAGGACUUUAAUAGAGGACAUGGUACUGUCAGAGACAAAACUGAGCAUGGCAUACAUCCCACUAUACAUUCGAAAGCCACAGUGACUGAGAGCUUUCCAUCUUUUUCAACCCCAAAAGUGGAUGUGAACAGGCUGAGCCGAGAUGACCUUAGAUCCACAGAAGAGACUCCUCAAGGAACCCUACAGACCCAUGGACAACUGCCUGGCUGGUCCAUCAGGUGCGGAUUUUAAUUAAAACUUGCCCAUUGUAAUUAAUUUUGGUCAUAUGUGGAGUGCAUUGAAUCCACUUUGUGUAUGAAUUAGAAAUGUGUUACUUUGAGCCCCAAGAUGUCACUGUGCACUGCAAUGAAGCUAAAAUAGAUUAUUAAAAAAACUCUUUGGGCAAAGUCA
Messenger RNA from Micropterus dolomieu (smallmouth bass), 3008 nucleotides. RefSeq names its product PDZ domain-containing protein 2-like. NCBI's taxonomy places the organism in Eukaryota, Metazoa, Chordata, Actinopteri, Centrarchiformes, Centrarchidae. The record is from RefSeq and is a predicted model, not a curated record. The transcript has 2 exons. Bases 207 to 2849 code for a protein of 880 amino acids.